Carassius carassius (crucian carp) is the source of this 5268-nucleotide messenger RNA. RefSeq lists its product as uncharacterized. Bases 880 to 4497 code for a protein of 1205 amino acids. NCBI's taxonomy places the organism in Eukaryota, Metazoa, Chordata, Actinopteri, Cypriniformes, Cyprinidae. The record is from RefSeq and is a predicted model, not a curated record. The transcript has 8 exons. Gene Ontology annotation, molecular function: ATP hydrolysis activity. Gene Ontology annotation, biological process: regulation of apoptotic process.
AAUCGCGGAAUCGUCGCGUUUUUAAGCAGGAGCGGAUAACAGGUAGCUUCAGUAAGAAGCUGGAUCCAGCCGCGAUUAGUUUAGAUGUAGGACGAGUCGACUGAUCUGCGGGAGGAAAAGCAUAAUUUAGAUGACUCUGGUCUGAAAGCAGAGGCUGGAUCUGUAAUCCUGUACGUGGAUUUCGCUUUGGAUUAUUGUGUUAAUAACGUUCCUGUAAAUUACCGUCGGAAGUUGCAUUCGGAGUCAAUAGGAGGUAGCUACAUUUAUGUCCAGUCCAAAUUGUUAACAUUUGACAUCGGAACCUAUGAAAUGCAAUUUAAUCUGUCAUUUUUAUAUUAGAGAUGAAGCAGUCUAAUCAAACGCGUUUCCCCCAAGUUAAUCGUAAAAACCCACGGCGUGUGCAUGUAUCGUUCAUUGUGUGUUUUAUUUAUGACCGUUAACGAUAGUUAUAUUUAUUUGCACUUGUUCAGAAAUGUAUUUCCCCGUUUUAUGUGUAUAGGCCUUAUGCGUCGUGACGUCAUUACUUGGCAUAGCUCGUGCGAAGCAUGUGCUCAGCCCGAUCGUCUCAGAAUGUUCCCCUGAUCCUUUCGGGUGAAACGAAUUAAUAUCGCAAUAUUUUUUUUUUUUUUUUGAAACACGAAUUACUCUGUAGCUUUCACAAACUUUGACUGCAGUUAUGAACAGCUUGAGAAUAAUUGCGAUUCAGUUUUAGUUUCGUUUUGGUUGCAUUCAGUGUUCCUCGAGAAACCCGGAUGGAAUUUAGUUUUAUCCGGGUUACUAUUAUCCGGCUUCAAAGUCUGAAUGUGAGUACGACAUCUGAAGAAAAAAACCCAUCAGCCUGGAUUUACUAGAGGUGUGAAUGUUUGAAAUGCCUGCAGUAUGGCAUCCGCACGGCAGUCUGCUACAGAGUACCUCAGAAACGCCAGGAAAGACCUGGUGACUCAUAUGAAAAACCUUCCUCUGAUCAUCGAGAAUCUUUAUCAGAAGCAGGUUUUCAGUCACGAUGAGGUCGAUGCUCUCAAAGCUGAGAGGACAGAGUUUGAUCAAGCCAGAUGUGUACUGGAUUGGGUCGUUAACAAAGGUGAUACGGCCAGUUAUGAAUUUCUCCAGGUUCUGGAUGUCACUAAGAAGAGGACAUUGGAUCCUGGUUUACACUUCUGGAUCAGCUGUUCUCCCUUCAGAGAUGAAGACGCAGAGCCCAGCUGUUUAUUUGGUACAAAGCCCUGUCAGAUCUACCAGACACAGCUCAAGGUGAAAGCAAAAAGUAUCCUGAAGAACCAAAGCAAAUAUCUGGGUGACAAUGUACAAGGAAACUUCAGUUUUACACCUCUUGUUAUAAAGACCGACUCUGUCAUACACACACAAUACAAAAUAAAAUUGAAAAUUAAAAAAUGUAAAAAACUACGUCCCAAGAAGCUAAGAGCUUACAAUCCUAACGAGGAAAAAGAGUUAUCACCUGACGACCUCCUGAGAUGGCCGGACAAGAACAUCCUCAUCAUCGGCAAACCUGGAGUAGGAAAGACUUCAGUUGUCCAGGAAAUGCUGCGUCUUUGGGCAGAGAAGGGUGACAGACAGAUAGACUACAUGUUUUACUUUGAUCAGAGUGUUUUGGCCCACAGUAGUGUUGCCAGCUUGGAGUCUCUCUUGUUUGAGGUCUACUCAAAACCAAUGGAAGAAGACAAAAAAGACAUAUUUCAAGAUAUUGAGGAAAACUCUGAGAAUGUUGUCAUUGUGUUUGAUGGUGUGACGGAUUUUGAAGAAAAAUCCAUCUUAUGGAAGAUAAUGACGCACGAACUCCUGCCGGAUGCCAAGAUUGUGAUCACAUGCAGAUCAGAGGAGGAAGAUGAUCCUCUUUUCUCUGACUGGCCGACACGGACCGUGUAUGUACAAGGAUUCAGUGAAUGGUCUAUCAGCACUUACUAUCAGAAGAUGUUGGGUCAUGAUCCUGUUCUUGUGGAAGCUGUUUUGAAGAAUCAAGAGCUGUUCAGCCUUAGCCACAUGCCAAUGUAUGCAUCUAUGAUUGUAGACUUCAUUAAGUUUAAAAAUGUCACUGAAUGCAACUAUCAUCACACAGUCACUGAAAUAUACAUCCACAUUUUCCGUCUUGCUGUGAAGAAACAUGGGAAUAAACAAAAUAAGGAAAUAGAUAAGUACCUAAAGGAGAAGAAGGAUCAGAUUCAUAGAUUGAUGGAAAAUGCUUUCAAUGGCACUAUGCAGAAGUGCCUGAACCUUUCAGAUUUUAGCAGUGAUGAGACGGACAUUUGUCAUGCUUUUCUGAAAAUGAUCACAACAACAGACUCUCCAACAUCUGCAACUACAUAUUGUGCGUUUCUCCAUAACACAAUGCAGGAAUUCUUCUCGGCUUUGUGGCUUCUUGGACAUCCAGAUGAUAUUGAGAAAGUCCUACAGCUCUGUCAGACUGAGGAGCAUAAACACAUGAGACAUGUUCUUCCUUUCUUAUGUGGACUUCUGAGUGAACACCACACCAGACUCCUCAAGUGUCUCUUCCAAGAGGAUCAGAUAAAGGAAACAUCUGACUGGCUGAUUGAGAAGCUUUUGGACACAUUUCUUCAACCUCAGAGUGAAGAGUUUGAUCUUCUCUAUGUGUGUCAGUGCUUGUAUGAGCUCCAGUCUCCUAAAGCCUGCUUAAUGUUCCUGGAGAAGAUGAACCAUCAGAUUGAACCAGAAGUGGAUCUCGAUUCUCAUCAGAGUUGUGCUCUGUCUUACGUGAUCGGUCAGUCCAGAGAUAAAGAGGUUAAUCUGAAUCUGGACGACUGUGACGUUACUGAUGUAGGAAUGAUCAUGAUGCUCAGCUGCUCACCAAACAUCAGGUUAAAGACUUGUAAAGAACUCCUGAAGCAAAUCACGUUCUUUGUAGAAUUUUUCCAUAAAUCAUCUCAUUGCGAAUGCAAACUUCUUGCGGUGAGAGAACAAUACAACCCAGAAAAAUGCAAUGCUCUGCUGGAUCUGUGCGCUCAUGUGAAGAACUAUGAGACUCAAACAGACAGGAGUUUUCUUCCAGCAUUACAGUCAGUUUUCCAGUCACCUGAUGAAUGGAUCAUAGAUCUCUCAAAGAGAAAGAUCUCCGUCCUCCUGGAAGUGCUGAAGCUCCAGACAGAGAAGAAACCAGUGAAGCUGAGAUGUUCAGAGGAAGAGAGUGACGUGAAGAGUUUCCUUCAGUGUCUGCAGCACAUCUCACAGCUGAGAUUCUCUGAUCCGAGUGAAAGCAGAUUUUUUCUGAGUCUCUUCAUGAAAGCAGCAGAGAUUGAGACACAGACAGGAGAACAGAUGCUGGAACAGUUAGCAUCAGUCUGCGCCAGCUUUUCUGGUUAUGGAUGGACUUACAUAUUUAAUAAUAUCGAUUUCCUGCUGGAUCUGUUCUCUCAUGUGAAGAACUAUGAGACUCAAACAGGCAGGAGUUUUCUUCCAGCAUUACAGUCAGUUUUCCAGUCACCUGAUGUCUGGAUCAUAGAUCUCUCAAAGAGAAAGAUCUCCGUCCUCCUGGAAGUGCUGAAGCUCCAGACAGAGAAGAAACCAGUAUAUCUGAUAUGUUCAGAGGAAGAGAGUGACGUGAAGAGUUUCCUUCAGUGUCUGCAGCACAUCUCACAGCUGAGGUUCUGGUUCACUGAUGAUGAAGAAGGAAGGAUGUCUGGAGUCAGAUUGCUGCUGAAUCUCUGUGUUGCUGCAGUAGAAACUGACAGAUGUACAGGAACAAGAUUCUCCACUCUGCUGUCAUCUGUGUGCAGCUACAAAACCUUCCCUUUUGAUGAAGAGAGAGAUGAUUAUGUUGUUCAUUAUCAGAGUGAUUUCCUGCUGGAUCUGUGCUCUCAUGUGAAGAACUAUGAGACUCAAACAGGCAGGAGUUUUCUUCCAGCAUUACAGUCAGUUUUCCAGUCACCUGAUGAAUGGAUCAUAGAUCUCUCAAAGAGAAAGAUCUCCGUCCUCCUGGAAGUGCUGAAGCUCCAGACAGAGAAGAAACCAGUCGAGCUGAUAUGUUCAGAGGAAGAGAGUGACGUGAAGAGUUUCCUUCAGUGUCUGCAGCACAUCUCACAGCUGAGGUUCUGGUUCACUGAUGAUGAUGAAGCAAGGAUGUCUGGAGUCAGAUUGCUGCUGAAUCUCUGUGUUGCUGCAGUAGAAACUGACAGAUGUACAGGAACAAGAUUCUCCACUCUGCUGUCAUCUGUGUGCAGCUACAAAACCUUCCCUUUUGAUGAAGAGAGAGAUGAUCAGAAUGAUUUCCUGCUGGAUCUGUUCUCUCAUGUGAAGGACUAUGCGACUCAAACAGGCAGGAGUUUUCUUCCAGCAUUACAGUCAGUUUUCCAGUCACCUGAUGAAUGGAUCAUAGAUCUCUCAAAGAGAAAGAUCUCCGUCCUCCUGGAAGUGCUGAAGCUCCAGACAGAGAAGAAACCAGUAUAUCUGAUAUGUUCAGAGGAAGAGAGUGACGUGAAGAGUUUCCUUCAGUGUCUGCAGCACAUCUCACAGCUGAGUGUUAGCUAGAGAGUGAUGUAUUCGGACCAUUCACUACAUCUGAUCUUAUUUUAUCAUGAACACCUGAAUCCAAGCUCAGUUUUUGUGCAGGGUGAGAUACAGCUGGCCGUGGGUCUGGAUACUUAUCUGUAGAUAUUUGAGCUCAAAUUAUGGGUGUAUUUAUGGGGUGUUCUUAUAGAUUCAACCAGCAGAUGCUACAGAAGUACAUGUGCUAAAUGAUGUAGCUGACAAUAACGGUUAACUGUUAACACUAGUCAUGAUGGUGUCAGUAGAUCAAUAUGAUUAAUUAUACUUACUUUUUUUGUCAUUUAAUUGAGGUAAUAAUAAUAAUAAUAUUAAUAGUAAUUUUUAAUUAUAUAGCACCUUUCCAGAGCUCAAGGAUACUUUACAAUAAACAUCAGAAAUGUGAUGUUUACAGAAAGUAAAGUGAACAUCAGACAUCCAGAGAGUAAUAUAUAGAUAAGACAAUACAAGACAGAGUCGUCCUCCUGUUGGUGUGAGCAGUCAGUGAGAGUCACCUGUGUAGGGGAUGACAGCCGAAGGAGGUCCGUCCCUGAACUUUUCCCCCCGUCAAAAAAGACCAAGUCUGUUGUAUGGGAAUUUUUCAGGUAAGGUAGACCAACCGUGUUCUGUACAGAUGACAUUUUAGCAGCGAUCGCGAAACAAAUACUUCCAGGUCGAACAUAAACUAUAUUUGUGUCAUAUUCAUUUCUCCCUCUCUCAACCACCCGCCAUUUGUUUCAGUGUUGAAAUAAAUAUGAUUUGGCUUGCUACCCAGGC